This is a messenger RNA of Yamadazyma tenuis ATCC 10573, 1352 nucleotides long. The record is from RefSeq and is a predicted model, not a curated record. NCBI's taxonomy places the organism in Eukaryota, Fungi, Ascomycota, Pichiomycetes, Serinales, Debaryomycetaceae.
AACUAGUGCACAGACACAGUGGAGAAAUAUGCUUAGAAACGUUGCACACACAAGCAGUGGAUGGUCCCACUGGACCCGCACGUCGUCUGUGGGGGUCAGAAUGUUUAGCAGCAGUUCUUUGCUUUGGAAUGAUGCCCGGCCACAAUCUCCAAUGAAAGUCUUCUUCGAUACCUUCAAGAGCGAGGUCAAGAAGUCUAAUGAAUUAAAGGAAAACAUCAAGGCCUUACAAGACGAGACCGGCCGGUUGGGAGAAAGCGAUGCCUUCAAAAAAGCCAAGGAAGCCUACGAUAGGGCCCAGAAGGGAGGAAGUGCAGCAGGAAAGGUGGCUUCUAAAGCAGCUGAGAACAUUGGAGAAGUGGCCUAUAAAGCAUGGGAAUCCGAGAUAGGGAAAGGUGUAAGAACCACCGUUAAGUCCAGUGCUCAGGCCGCGGAUAAGGCGUUCGAGCCGGUGAGAAAGACUCAGGUUUACAAAGAUGUUUCCGAAGUUAUAGAUGAUGGAACCUCUAAUGCUUAUGGGGGAUUCUUGACCAAAGAGAAAAGAGAAAAGUUGAGACAAAAGGAGUUACAGGAAAGAUUGAAGAGCGGAAAGAUGUGGAAGCCGCUCUCGAAGGACGAGGAAAACGUACGUACUGAGUUGGUGGCUACUGAACAUAAAGCCACCGGUCCAAGUUUUGAUGAUAAAUGGGAAAACUUCAAGUUGAAAAAUCCCAUUGGAAAAGUGUUUGUGCUUGUGAAGGAAAGAUGGGACGAAAGUGAAAACGGCUUGAUCUCAUUGAUCAGAACCAUCGUGGAGAAAGUGGUGGGAUUCUUUGCUGAGACUGAGCAAGCCAAAGUAGUUAGGCAGUUUAAGCAGAUGGAUCCAAGCUUCAGAUUGACCGACUUCCAAAAGACAUUGACCAACUACAUUGUUCCUGAAUUGUUAGAUGCCUACGUCAAGAACGACGAAGAGAUAUUGAAAAAUUGGUUAAGUGAAGCUCCUUUCAACGUGUGGAAAGCCACCAACAAACAGUUUGUGCAACAAGGAGUGUUCUCUGAUUCCAAGAUUUUGGACCUCCGUGGGGUAGAGGUGGUCACGUGCAAGUUGUUACAGCCCAGUGACGUGCCGGUGAUCGUGGUGAGCUGUCGGGCUCAGGAAAUUCAUUUGUACAGAAACAUCAAGACUGGAAAAGUGGCAGCCGGAACCGAAGAUAAUAUCCAGUUGAGCACAUAUGCGUUAGUUUUGACCCGGAACCCAGAAGAGUUCCACAACGAAGUCACCGAUGGCUGGAAGGUGUUGGAGUUUGCCCGAGGUGGCUCCAGACCCUUUCACUAGUUUGUAAAUAGUAUUUUUAAUGUACAUAUAGUCAUCGAGU